Molecule: messenger RNA, 795 nt
Organism: Erigeron canadensis
Lineage: Eukaryota; Viridiplantae; Streptophyta; Magnoliopsida; Asterales; Asteraceae
Product: root allergen protein-like
Exons: 2
Coding region: 81-539 (152 amino acids)
Biological process (GO): abscisic acid-activated signaling pathway; defense response
Cellular component (GO): nucleus; cytoplasm
Molecular function (GO): protein phosphatase inhibitor activity; abscisic acid binding; signaling receptor activity
Source: RefSeq, a predicted model, not a curated record
CACUCAUACUUCAUUACAACAAAAUCAUUCGUCUUCAUCUAUAUUUCUUUUGAAAAAUAUUUAUUUGAUUCAUAUAUACAAUGGCUGUUGUAAAUGCUGCGAUGGAGGUCCCUUCUUCUCUUCCCGCUCCUAAACUUUUCAAGCUUUAUACAGACUUCAACAACAUUGCACCUAAAGCCGAACCACAGACUUACAAAUCUGUAACCACCAUCGACGGUGUCAAUCACGUAACCUACAGUGAUGAAUCCAGAUUCAACAGUGCUAAGAUCAGGUUUGAUGCAAUGGACAAGGAGAAGCUUACUCUAAGCUACACUAUCAUCGAGGGAGACAUCUUGUUGGGAAAACUCGAGAGUGCCAGCCUUCACGUUGACUUCAUUCCUUCGGCUAAUGGAGGGUCUGUAUACAAGCAGACAAUGGUGUUUAAAUGCAAAGGUGAUUCUAAACUAACUGAAGAAGAAGUAACACAAGCCAAAGAGUGGUACACAAACACUGUAAAGGCAUUUGAGGCUUAUGCCAUUGCCCAUCCUGAAGUUUGUUAGAUUCUCAUUGAAUGAUCAACAGAUUAGCUUCUGUUGUUUCAAUUCUAAUGUUGUGUACUGAAUAAUGGAAAUGGUUCCACUAGUGUGCUUUCAACUUUUUUCUACCAAGAUAAUGGACAUAUGUACAUGUCCUCUUAUGUUCUCAUUAACAAGUUUCAUGUAAUAACAGCUAAUGUUUAAAUGCUGUUACUAAGUCAGUUAUAUAUGUUAUGUUAUUAAAAUAAAUAAAUGUUCUUAUCCUUGGAUUUUUUUUGAA